Pyrenophora tritici-repentis Pt-1C-BFP is the source of this 1686-nucleotide messenger RNA. RefSeq names its product ProP, Permease major facilitator superfamily. Gene Ontology annotation, molecular function: transmembrane transporter activity. The record is from RefSeq and is a predicted model, not a curated record. Gene Ontology annotation, biological process: transmembrane transport. Lineage: Eukaryota; Fungi; Ascomycota; Dothideomycetes; Pleosporales; Pleosporaceae.
AUGGGUCGUUAUGGCUCCGCAUCUGCCAUUGGCAGCGCCAAAUCACCCUUUCCCACCAGACAAAUGGCCGUACUCGCGUUAUGUCGGAUAUGCGAGCCAAUCGCCUUCAUGUCGAUAUUCCCAUACGCCUACUUCAUGGUCGAAUCCUUCUUGAGCGGCCACAGCGCAACGCAAAUUUCAAUGUACACGGGCAUGGUCACUUCGUCCUUCGCCUUCAUGGAGUGCAUCAGCGGAAUUUUCUGGGGCCGCCUCAGUGACCGGAUCGGACGGAAAAGGGUGCUCCUGGGAGGUCUCUUUGGUACGGGGCUGAGCAUGCUACUGUUUGGCUUUUCUACAAGUCUACCAAUGGCAUUGAUCGCCCGGGCCCUCGGAGGAUUGCUCAACGGGAACAUCGGCGUACUUCAAACGACAGUAGCAGAGCUGAUCACCGAUGAGCGACACCAACCACGCGCUUAUUCGAUAAUGCCCUUCGUAUGGUGCCUUGGCACCAUCAUCGGCGGCGCGCUUGGCGGUUUGCUCGCUCGUCCUGCCGACGUAAUGCCCUUCUUCAAGGGUAGCAUAUUCGAGAGGUAUCCGUUUCUUCUUCCGAACCUUGUUUGCACAGGUUUCGUGGUACUUGGACUUACCGUCGGCAUCUUGUUUCUGGAAGAGACUCACGAAGACCGCAAGUACGACCAGGAUCGGGGACGCGAAGCGGGGCAAUGGCUUCUUCGCAAACUUUGGAAGCGAGACGCAGAUGCAACCUUUGACGACAAGGAUGCGUCGCUUGACGAGAUGAGAUCGAUGCUCAGCGACCACAACCACGGCGGCAAUGCGCAGGCGUAUCAGAGCACCGACAGCUCGCCCACGUUGUGCAGUACGCGCACCUCCAUUUCCGAGCCACCGGACUUCUCCCUGGACAAGGAGCUUGCCCGCGCCCCGACAUUCCGACAAGCAUUCACCAAGCAAGUGUGCCUAAACGUGGUUUGCUACGGCAUCCUUGCCUUUCACACCAUUUCUCUCGAGCAACUCCUCCCGAUCCUCAUGUCCAAAAAGGUGCCAACCGGAGAUUCUCAGCAGCUGCCGUUUCACUUUGAGGGUGGCUUUGGUUGGUCGACGCAAACGACAGGAGCUUUCCUGGCUGCACAAGGUUUCCUCCAAAUGUUUGCCCAGGUCAUUGUGUUCCCCUGGCUCAGCAGGAAGCUCGGAAGCCUGCGCACGUUUUGGAUCACUCUUUCGUGCUACCCAGUCCUCUACCUGCUUGCACCCUACCUGGCCAUCCUCCCCGAGAAGCUUCGGAUUCCCGGACUUGUAGUGUUGCUCAUCGCCAAGGUCACCUUCCAAUCGCUCUCGUAUCCAUCUCUAGCCAUCAUCCUGGCAAAUUCGUCUCCAUCGAAAAAGGUGCUUGGCACGCUAAACGGAGUGGCCAUGUCUUCCGCAAGCAUCUCUCGUGGAUUCGGUCCUACAAUAUCGGGCGCAGUGGACAGCCUCGGAACCUCACUCCACAUGUCCGGACUUGCGUGGUGGACCAUUGCCGCCGUUGCUCUCAUCGGCUGGCUUCCGGGCUUCGCUCUGCAGGAGAGCAGUAAGCGCACAAACUAUGCGGCGAAAGAUGACGAGGAGGCCCUCAUUGACACAGACUCUGACGCAGAGUCAAUCAUGACGCUCACGCCUGACGAGGCAGUGGAGAAUGUUCUUUCAAAAUAA